Prosopis cineraria is the source of this 1594-nucleotide messenger RNA. RefSeq names its product E3 ubiquitin-protein ligase BOI-like. Lineage: Eukaryota; Viridiplantae; Streptophyta; Magnoliopsida; Fabales; Fabaceae. The record is from RefSeq and is a predicted model, not a curated record. The coding region runs from base 428 to 1459 and encodes 343 amino acids. Gene Ontology annotation, molecular function: ubiquitin-protein transferase activity. The transcript has 5 exons.
CACCGAUUGGAUUCAUUUUCCACCCUCAAUGGCAAUUGCAAUAAUAAUAUUAAUAAUUAAUAAUAAAAAUUAAUAAACACUUCCCUCGAUUUCCCAGCACCCACUUCCCCUCCACCAUCUAUUCUAUAUCCUUAUUCCAAUCGCAUCUUCGUCUCCAUCUUCAUCUCCAUCUCAUAUUUUCUAGAUCUCUCCCUCCUUUCUUCCCGUUUCACUGGAAGGUUCUUUAAGAUCAUUCUUUGAAUCUUGAUGCUACAGUUUGAUCUGCUUUCUUUUCCGGUGAUUCUCUUCUAAGCAGGUUUGAAGUCGAUAGCAUUGUGGGGCUUUCGCGAUAAUCCAAAGGGCGGAAUAUUAAGACAUUUGGUGGAAGCUUCUUUUCAUUUCUUAAAAGGUGUGUUACUUGAGCUAAGGAGGCAUUCAACCGGGAAAAAUGUUGGGGGCCAACAAUGGAAAUCCUGUUCUUCCUGGUUUCCUGGACAAUGCCCACAUGCAAUACCAAGCUAAUGCAGCAAAUCAACUGCAGUUGUUUGGAAACUUACCUGCUGGGUGUAGUGUUGAUCCAGUUAAUUACUUUGGAAAUGAGCAUAUUAGUUCCAUGGUUCGGCCAAGCAGACAAAAUAGGGAAAUGGAUGACAUGUGCAAACAGCAAAGGCUUCAGAUUUCCUUAAAUUACAACUUCUGUCAAGAUGAACCUGCUCGAUCAGCAAGUAUUCCAAACCCAAACGCAAAUCCAAAUCCCGUCUCAACAGGAUUGAGGUUGUCUUAUGAUGAUGAUGAACGCAACUCAUCUGUCACUUCUGCAAGUGGAAGCAUGACUGGUGCACCUUCAAUCAUUUUAUCCCUUGGUGACAAUAUUAAAACUGAGCUUGACAGGCAGAAGCAAGAACUGGACCAGUAUAUUAAACUUCAGAAGGAACAAUUGUCAAAAGGAUUGAGAGACAUGAAACAAAAGCACAUGGCAUCUCUUCUUACUGCCAUUGACAAAGGUGUAAGCAAGAAGCUAAGGGAAAAAGAUGUGGAGAUAGAGAACAUGAACCGUAGAAACCGAGAAUUAGCAGAGAAAAUAAAGCUGGUAGCCAUGGAAGCACAAAACUGGCAUUACAGAGCAAAGUACAAUGAGUCGGUCGUGAAUGUUCUAAGGAACAAUCUCCAGCAGGCCAUCUCACAGGGAGCUGAACAAGGGAAAGAAGGGUUUGGGGACAGCGAGGUUGAUGAUGCUGCGUCGGCCAUUGACCCCAAUAACUUGCUGAGCAUCCAUGGUGUUCCCAUGAGAUCUACUGGCAAGCAGCAGCGAGGCAUGGAUGAUGCCAUGAUUUGCCGGGCAUGCAAGGCGAAGGAGGUUUCAAUGUUGUUAAUGCCUUGUAGGCACCUGUGCUUGUGUAUGGAAUGUGAUGCUUAUGUCAAUGUUUGCCCUGUAUGCCAAAUGAUGAAAUCUGAUAGUGUCCAAGUGUAUCUUUCUUAACUUACAAAAGGGUAAGUACUUAAAAGGGGAGAAAAAUGAAAAAUGCAAUGGAAAAUACAUCAUCAUCCUGCCGUCUGUGUGCCUGUUGUGUCAUGUCUGCUUAAUUUAUAAUAUCUGAGUGAACUUGUCACCAUA